AUGGGGCGCAGUGUUGGCGCCUUGUUUAUGGUGGCCGGAGGGAUGAGCCCGCGCUGUCUGAUUGCUUACAGUGUGCAGGCGAGUCUGUUGCGGCGUAAUAUCGACCAAGGGGAAUCCUUGCGCAUUUGUCAAGGACGUAUAGCGAUGGGGGGAGCGGCGUCGCCAGCCCACUACAACGGAAAGGCCGGCCACUAUUCCGAGAGAUGGCGUCGCGGGCGCGCGCGGAAAUGGCGCCGGUCGGUCGUUUUGUAUCUAUGCCGCGAGGCCUCCGGCUUUUGCUUCUUCGUUGUGUUGAGGCGGCUGGAAAAGGGGCGCCGGAGUCCGGGGCUUUGCCGAGGCUAG
Molecule: messenger RNA, 342 nt
Organism: Amoebophrya sp. A120
Lineage: Eukaryota; Dinophyceae; Syndiniales; Amoebophryaceae
Source: the annotation of a GenBank genome assembly